GUGGUGCCAGGCACAAACGUCGAUUGUUUUACAAAAGCACAUGCUGUUCUGUGAAAGCAAUACGUAGAUGAUGCCAUCAAUCUGGGCAUGAUCCAAAUUGUAAUGGUUGAGCUACAUGUCCGGUCUUAGAAAACAAACUCCGAGAAUAAUAUUGUCUGGUAUCCGGGUUUAAACAUAACUGUUGCCCAGAAAGUAAUGAGAUGCAAAAUAGCGGCCAAGAAUUUUGUGAAUAAAAAGAGGUACAUCUCGUGUCCGUCUCCAGAUCAUUCAUCCAUCGCAACUUGGCCUGUGAACACAACAAAACUGACUUGAAGAUCGUCAUCAUGGUUUUCAGUAAGAUUUCGUGUGUGAUGUUCUUUCUGGUCCUCGGUUUAGUAUCCGCGGAUGACUGUCCACCGUUCUGGACAGGCUACGGUAACCACUGCUACCGUUUCUUCGGUCCUCCCAAGACCUGGCAAUCGGCAGAGGAGCACUGCCAAGAGUUCUUCACUCGAAAUGGUCAGGGGCACCUGGCGUCCAUCCACAACUCCGAGGAGAACGACUUCUUGAUACAGAUGUGGAGUAGCUCUCUGGUACCAAACGAGAACCGUGUGGGAGAUUGCGUCUGGAUUGGGCACAACGACCAUGCGAACGAAGGAAGCUUCACCUGGAGUGACGGGACGGGCGUUGAUUACACCGGGUGGCGUACUAACGAACCAAACAACUAUGGUGGACGAGGCGAGGACUGCGGCUCUUUCUAUAGAACCACCGAGCAUGUUGGAUGGAAUGAUUACCGUUGCGAAGUGGCCUUACCAUACCUUUGCAAGAUGCCCUCAUUUUAUAUCAGAGAGGAGUAAAGGGGAAAACGACCGCUAUUCCCCGAUGGUAAAACAAUAACUAACCUGUUAUCCUGUCACCAGGAGAAUUCACUGACAAUGACGUUCACUGCAAAGACAAUAACCAACAAUUCACUUGGUCUUAGUGUGUCCCACGGAAACAUGCAAUCAUAUAACGACAGUCAUAGCUGACGAUUUCGGUUUAAUAAAAUUGGUCUUGUUUACAAACUUGCGAAACAGCAAUUUAAACCGGUACACCCACAUCGAAAACUGGAUGAGUGACUGCAUGAUGGUUUCGAGUGAUGAACGCUUUCUAAGCGCUCCUUCGAACCAUAGAUAGUCACCGCAUUUUGAAUAAAUGUAAUUGCAGUGAUGAUCAUGUUUUAACAACUAUUUGGAUCGCAUCCGUAUACACUGGAUUUUUGUGUACUCUAUUAUUAACCUUCCUGACUCUUCGGAUCAGAUACAGUGACAAAAACGACUUAAAAUACUUUCGAGAGCCUCAGAUUUAUUUACACUGCAAGUUCAUUUCUUAAUAAUUUCCAAUUGCUUUUGUAUCUUUCAUGUGAAUUGGCUUUUGAAAACUGCAUAGCUAUAACUUUGCUCGAUAUUAAAGACGGUUUGAUAAGAAAAACAAAAAUAUAUAAGCAACGCAUGUAUAAAUGUAGGCCUAUAGCUUGCCAUGCAUAAUGAACAAAGUUAUAGCUUGCCGCAGUAUGUAAUACUGAAUAUAAUGCAUAAUAUAGUGAUAGUAGUACUCUGUAUAAAAUUGAUUGUUCCAUUUGAUACAUGGGUAGACAGAGGGGUCUCAAAAAACUUUUUUUUCUGAAAUGGAGAGGACUUAUUUCAGCUGUCCCUCGGACGUGGAAACAAACUCUGACGAGAGGUUUUAACAGGGAGAUAUGCACUGCUCAAGGUUUCUCUGAGCUAGCUAAUGGAACAAACCCCACCGUCAAUAGGGCAAGUCUUUCCACAAAACAAAUUUGUAAGAUCUUUAAUUCCAGGAUAUUUGUACCCCCAACUGCUCAAACCAAAUUUAACCUGGAGUUUGAUGUUAUGAAAGAUGAAAGGAAAAAUAUUUAUUCCCUGCCUUAUCUUUGCAGUAAAGAAGUCAGUACGAGAAUUCUUCAAUACAAAAUUAAUAUGGAUUGUUUAAUGACUAAUGUUAGACUACAUAAAAUGGAAAUUAUCAAUAGUGACGCUUGCUCGUUUUGCUCAAAAUUUCCAGAGACAAUGAAACACCUGUUUUUUGAUUGUGAAUUUAUACAGCCCAUUUGGACUGAGUUUGAAGCCUGGUGGAAAGGCCUGUCAAACGAAGAUGUUAAUUUAAGUUAUAAAUCCAUUCAUUUUUGGCACAACUCCCGACAAUCAGACUUAUUAUUAAAUCUGUGCAUUUUGUUGACUAAGAAGAUUAUCUUUAAAGGUAGAUUUAAGAAAUAAAUACCAAAUUUCAAUUCCCUUAUUUAUCUGGUGAAAUACAAUCACCAUACUAGAAAAAAAAAAUUGCUUCUAAUUUAAAUACAAUGUAUAAAUUUACCACAAAAUGGAGGUUUACGGUUUAAUAUUGUAGCUUGGUAUUGUCCCGCUUUCUUUGUCUUUGUAGUUUUUUUUGUAAUUUGUUUACUUGUGAGUACUAUAAAUGUGAAAUAAAAAAAGUGCUUGCACUUAUACAAAAAAAUACUCUGUAUAAAGGCCUGCAUUAAAAAGAAUCAAGUUAUUAAAUAUGUAAUAUCUUUGACCUUCAACAAAUCGUAUACUUAUUGGUCCUACAAGAGACAUGUAUUGGCAAAGUCGCUUGGAGAGCCCCCCCCCCCGUAAACAGUGUUCACAGUUUUCACAAGAGUAAGACACUUUAAUAUUGCGUGAGUUUUAUUCCAAUUUUCAAAACGUCGGCACCAGCAGACCUGCUUGUAUCAAAACGUACACAAAAGAAUGUUUGCACAAUAGGCUAUUAUAUAGUAUACUUAUAUUGUAACCAGAUUUUUAAAAUAAUAUAACAUCCGUAAGCUUUAAUUAUUGUAAUCAGUAUUCUUGGCAGUAUCACCAGUUUUCUAAAGGGGUGAAUAUUGUAAUUAAAACACCAAGGCGGCAAACGCCUGCAAACGUUUCUUUUAAAAAAAUGCAAUCCCCACAGCAGAAAGAAACGUAAUAGUGCAUGAGGAAUACAUUUUGAUUUGAUCUAGAUACGAAUUUGAUUUAAAUGUUCCUGCUGCCAAGACAACUCAUAGCACUAAAUUUGAUUGUGAAUUAAAAAAAACCUCAUAAAUUCUGUGUUAGUCUUGUUAAUGUAUACUGAAAAUAUAUUGAUUAUAUAGCACUUCAUCUUUUUUGAUUUGGUGGUAUAGCUCAUAUAUAUUACAUAGACAAUUAUUACUUACAAAACAAUGUUUUGAGACUAAAAACAGAGCAAAGUACAGAGGGUGUUCAAUAAAUGCUGAGCAGUGCUAACAGUAUCAAUGGAA
Messenger RNA from Patiria miniata (bat star), 3277 nucleotides. Its product is annotated as alpha-N-acetylgalactosamine-specific lectin-like. Gene Ontology annotation, molecular function: signaling receptor activity. Lineage: Eukaryota; Metazoa; Echinodermata; Asteroidea; Valvatida; Asterinidae. The record is from RefSeq and is a predicted model, not a curated record. Bases 324 to 836 code for a protein of 170 amino acids. The transcript has a single exon.